CACAAAUUGAAGAGCAAACCUUCGGGAGGCGCUGAUUUUACCUGAAGUGGUUACGGCAUAUCCCCCAUGUUGACCACAUUCUCACCAGGCAAAUAAAGUCGACGUGUUUAAUUUUAUAGACUUAGGGGCGUGGCUGACCUAAUUUAACUUAUAAAGGGCACAACACGUAUGGUCAAACAGGUGGUAAUUUGUAGCCAGUUAGUAUCCAACAUGUCCCGACUUUCGUGGUUUGUACUCUUUGUCACGUUUCUCACGAAGCUGUGGACCACAGCCCAAGCCGUUUACGUGGACGAUGGAAAUCCGUUCGAAGAAGGGGACCUGGACGUCCUUACGUUGUCUAUCAGCCAGAAUGAUGCUCCUAUGCUAACCAAAGUUUAUUACCCGACGAGAAUCGACACAUACGCCGUCCUCUUCUUCACUGGGGGGUACCAAGGCGACAUCCCUUCCGAACUAUACAGCGAUGUGUUAGUGCGGAUUGCCAGACACGGGUAUGUGGUCAUCGGUGUAGACUACAUGCCCAUGGAAACGGUACAAGCUAACGUAAGAGACAGGACUCCGAGGCUUGUAGGCGACCACACACAGAAAUACAUGGAAGAACUGCAGUGGGUAACAAAACACCUGGAGGGAAGAAUCGCCAAGCAGCUGAACCGAACCGGACUGGUGCCGGACUUCAGCCACCUGGGGAUCGGCUGCCACUCAGCGGGAUGUGACCCACUGGUUAAGAUGACCCUGCAGCAUCACACCUUCUCAAAGGCAGCCCUAUUGCUAGAACCAUUCAGCUUUAACUAUGCAACCCCGGUGACGUUCAAAAUGCCUGCCCUCAUACUCGGCACGGAGUUGUCGACCCAACCACACGUUUGCGUCCGUCCUGGACAGGGGUACAAUCACUUCUACGACAUGUGGAAGUGUCCACGAAUGCUGAUGGAAGUCAAGGGUCAUGGCCAUUGCGACAUGUACAACGAAACGUGGUACAAAGCGUGCCAGUUAACCCACUUCUGUAAGACCAACCCAGACGUUGACAUCAACAAGUACCACGGCUUCGUCCAGGGCAUCAGCGCGGCCUUCCUCACCACCACCCUACAGGGGCGGGACAAGCUGCAGUACAUCACCAACACUACCGCACUACCUGUGGAGCUGAUGGAGUUUAAGAUAGACAUGAACUGUUGAUGUUGAAAGUUUGGAAUCUGGAGAACAAAAUAUCCAGUGUCGAAUGAUUGCAUUACACUGGUGUGCAUAUUUUAUUCAAAUAUUUAUAAAGUCAAACGAGUGGUUAACACAUGCGGGAAUGAUUUUGAAAAAAAGAACUUAUAUAUAUCUGUAUACUGUCACUGUGCUUCUAGAUUGAUAACAUGUCACUUAUCAUAAGCAAAUUGGCUUUUUAUUGUAACCAUGUGCAGGACACAUGUAGUAUAAAUUGGUGAGACCUUUGCAGUUAUGAUCGGUGUCACAAGAGGCGCUUUUGGGCAAUCGUUAAAGAGGCCCUGUUCUUUGACCAGGGCAAGUCUUGUCAAUUUUGGGACUACAAAUGUGUAGAUAGGUAUAUGCGUAAGAACUACUGUGCAUCUUCUAGAAAGGAAUGAUAAAGAGUAUAUUCUAGUAUGUUAUCGGAAAUAAGAAUGCCAUACUCAAUUCAUUUUCAAAGGAGCAAACUAAUAAACAGACCAUGAAACUAUACUGCAACAAAGCUCCCGUGUCAACAUACAUUUGUAUCUGCAGCACCUCAGGCGUCUGUACUUUAGACUCCCAGGUUAUAUCAUCGCUUAACCCAUGAUAAGAUAGUUUGGAUAAAGAUACGCGAGGAUCUGAAAAAAAACAACAAGCAUCGA
Messenger RNA from Branchiostoma floridae (Florida lancelet), 1826 nucleotides. RefSeq names its product chlorophyllase-1-like. The record is from RefSeq and is a predicted model, not a curated record. Bases 169 to 1167 code for a protein of 332 amino acids. NCBI's taxonomy places the organism in Eukaryota, Metazoa, Chordata, Leptocardii, Amphioxiformes, Branchiostomatidae. The transcript has 7 exons.